GUUUAGCUAACAUAAAGCUACCUAGUCUUAUUAGCAGUCACUUUUGACAAACAAUCUAGCUUUCUUAAAAGCUAUACAUGUUGUUGGUCUCCAGAAUGUGUUCGAAGUCUUAAAAGUUCAAAACUCUUGCAAAUUUGAUAAUUGCUCAAAUAUUUGUCUUAGUUAUAUACUUUCAUGCAGGUUUUCUUGUACCAUGGGAUUAAAUAUAAAUGGUAGGUGGGAGAUUUAGCCAUCAAUAUUUGAAAUGGUAAUGGGUACCUUAUCUACUAAGUUAUGUUUGGAUUGACUGUAAUAGAUAUUUUAUUUCACUAAUGCGGUCAUUUUCUACUUAUCUAUUGAUGCGUUAUGGGUUCGUUAUUGGGUUUUCAAAUUAAAAGUAGAAAGACAGUGCAAGAUUAGUCAUGUAUCAUUCUUUUUGUUUGAUAUCAUAGUUCUGAUUGCUGAUACUUGGUUUUUUCUCCCCAUGUUGAAUCGAAUAAUAAUUCUUUUGGCAAGCUAAGACAAACUUUGCCACACAGGUUGAUUAGGACAUGUCCAUGAGCAAAACGAUAUGAGUGAGACUAAACGAGCCAAGAGGGUUUGUAUCACUUUGCUGUGCGUUCAUGACCAGGUUGGAAAAUAGAAGAGGAGAAAAAAAGAAAAGAAAAGAAAAGAAAAGAAGAAAGAAAGUGUCUUCAUUUGUGUUGGAGCCUUUGGAUUGUCAUCUUCAAUGGCUGUGAUGUUGAUCAGAAUAAACCAGCAAUGGAGGUGGUGCUGUUGGGGGACCAAGUUUGCAAUAUCUUUAGCCAUUUCAUCAGGCCUUCAAGUUUUCAUUGGGAGGAUUAUUAUGCUGUCUCGACAAAAAGAAAAAAGCUUAGCCCAGCCCCCAUUUGCAAUAGUUCCAGCCUUCUGCUUGUCUUGUGUCUGGUUUUUGGUACAUGAGCAUUUACUGGGAAUGAAGAGAACUGAGGCUACUGCUUCUUGUCUUGUGGCUUCUUUAUUGUUUUGGGCUUCUGCAAUAAAUGGCUUGCUAUCUCCCAAAGGUGUUAACUAUGAAGUUCAAGCUCUGAUGGGUAUAAAAGCUUCACUUCAAGAUCCCCAUGGCGUGCUUGAGAAUUGGGAUGGAGACUCUGUUGACCCAUGUAGUUGGACUAUGGUUACUUGCUCCCCUGACAGCCUUGUCAUUGGCCUAGGGACUCCAAGUCAGAACCUGUCUGGGACUCUUUCUUCAAGCAUUGGGAAUUUGACAAACCUUCAAAUUGUGCUGUUACAGAACAAUAAUAUUACAGGCCCAAUCCCCCCAGAGCUUGAGAGGCUCUCAAAGCUCCAAACACUUGAUCUAUCAAGCAAUUUCUUCACAGGGAAAAUUCCUUCUUCUUUAGGCCAUUUGAGAAGUCUACAGUACUUGAGGCUUAACAACAACAGUCUUUCUGGGGUAAUUCCAAUGUCUGUAGCUAACAUGACACAGCUUGUGUUUCUUGAUGUGUCUUAUAACAAUAUCAGUGGUCCUCUCCCCAGAUUUCCCAGCAAAACGUUCAACAUUGUUGGAAAUCCUCUGAUCUGUGCAACUGGGUCCGAGGUCGGUUGCCACGGUUCAACUCUAAUGCCCAUGUCCAUGAACUUGAACAGUACACAAACUGGUUUACCUGCUGUGAGAUUGAAAAGUCAUAAAAUGGCCCUUACAUUUGGCUUGAGCCUAGCUUGCCUAUGUCUGAUUGUUCUUAUAUUUGGACUGUUCAUAUGGUGGCGAAGACGAAGCAAUCGCCCGACGUUUUUCGAUGUAAAAGACGGACAACAUGAGGAAAUUUCGCUUGGAAAUCUGAGAAGGUUCCAAUUUAGACAACUUCAGAUAGCAACAAACAACUUCAGCAGCAAGAACAUACUAGGAAAGGGAGGUUUUGGAAAUGUUUACAAAGGAAUUCUUUCAGAUGGAACGGUUGUAGCUGUUAAAAGGCUCAAAGAUGGCAAUGCAAGUAGAGGUGAUAUCCAGUUUCAGACUGAAGUCGAGAUGAUCAGCCUAGCCGUGCACCGUCAUCUCCUCCGACUGUACGGGUUUUGCAACACACCAACCGAAAGGAUUCUUGUUUACCCGUAUAUGUCUAAUGGAAGCGUUGCAUCACGUCUCAAAGGAAAACCGGUAUUAGACUGGGGAACAAGGAAGAGAAUUGCUAUAGGAGCUUCAAGGGGAUUGUUAUACCUCCAUGAACAAUGUGACCCAAAGAUCAUACAUAGAGACGUUAAGGCUGCAAACAUAUUGCUCGACGACUACUGCGAAGCUGUCGUUGGAGAUUUCGGGUUGGCAAAGCUUCUCGACCACCAAGAUUCACAUGUCACAACUGCUGUGAGAGGCACCGUGGGUCAUAUAGCUCCUGAGUAUCUCUCGACUGGGCAGUCAUCCGAGAAAACAGACGUUUUUGGAUUCGGAAUUCUACUCCUUGAACUGAUCACAGGGCAGAAAGCCCUUGAGUUUGGCAAAGCAGCUAAUCAGAAAGGAGGCAUUCUUGAAUGGGUGAAGAAGAUUCACCAGGAGAAGAAGCUGGAAGUGCUAGUGGACAAGGAUCUGAAAGCCAACUAUGACAGAGUUGAGCUAGAGGAGAUGGUUCAAGUGGCUCUGUUGUGUACACAAUACCAACCAGGACACAGACCAAAGAUGUCAGAAGUUGUCAGAAUGCUUGAAGGAGAAGGGCUUGCUGUCAGAUGGGAAGCUUCUCAGAGAGUUGACUCAACAAAGUGCAAACCUCAUGAUUUCUCUUCAUCUGACAGAUACUCUGAUCUCACAGAUGACUCAUCCUUGUUGGUCCAAGCCAUGGAGCUCUCUGGUCCAAGGUGAAAAUCCCUUCUUCUUUCUUUAUCAGUUCUUGAAGAGUUUAGUAUUAUGAGAAAAUUUUCAUAGAUUAAGCUUUUGAAAGUUUGUUGUAUCAUAUUAGAGCGUUGAAGCUCCACAACGGUUUUGUUAUUCUCUCGUUCUCUAAUUGUAUAGAUCCGUUUGAUAACGAUUUUGUUUGAGUUUUCUGUUUCAAAAAAUUAAGCUAUGCUCUCUUUGUUUAGUUUUUCUCACUUUCGAGCGUUUUUGAAAGCUUAGCCAAAUUUCAAAGACAGUUUUUUCGAACUCUCAUUUGAAAAAAAUUUGGCUACGGUUUCAAAAACGACUACUAAACGAGCAUAAUUUUCAAAAACAGAAAACAAAAAAACAAGAACGUUAUCAAACAGAUUGUCGGUUUAUGGGUGUUUCGGAUAGAAUCCUUAGUUAUGAUAAAGAGUUGAAACAUUUUUAUUAUGAUAAAGUGUUGGUACAAUUCA
Molecule: messenger RNA, 3279 nt
Organism: Cucurbita pepo subsp. pepo (vegetable marrow)
Lineage: Eukaryota; Viridiplantae; Streptophyta; Magnoliopsida; Cucurbitales; Cucurbitaceae
Source: RefSeq, a predicted model, not a curated record